AUGGAAUUCCAUCCAUUGAAGUUUAGAUUGAUGCGUUCAGUUCUUCUAGCAAUUGGUUGCUUUCUGGAUGCAGGCCGUGCUUUUGAUGUUGAUGGGCACACAAGGAUUCCCGGAGCAAUUCUCACGAAGAAUCGACUACGCGGUGGUUUUAUGGAGAUUUUACAAAGAUCUCGAAUCACUAAUUUUUAUGCUUCAAGUGUCAGUGAAGAUUCGUACGACGAAUACAACUAUACCCAAGUGCUGGAUCAUUUUGCAUUCACGCCAGGGAGCUAUCAAACAUUUCCUCAACGAUAUUUCAUAGACAAGUCCAACUGGGGCGGCGCUCAAAAUAAUUCUCCCAUAUUUGUAUGGUUGGGAGCAGAACAAGACAUUACAAAUGACGCCGGGCCCUUCGUCAUAGAACAGCUUGCUCACUUCAAAGCUCUUGGGGUGUUCAUAGAGCACCGUUAUUAUGGGACGUCGAUGCCAUUCGGGGGAGAGAAGGAAGCGUAUGCGAAUGCGAGCACAAUGGGUUAUUUCACAUCCACGCAGGCCUUGGCCGAUUAUGCCACCAUCAUUGUCGAUUUGAAGAAAACAUUAAUGGCGGAGAAUUGUUCAGUCGUCGUGUUUGGUGCAUCCUAUGGUGGCAUGCUAGCUGCAUGGUUUCGCCUCAAGUAUCCCCAUCUAACAGUCGGCGCCCUCGCGUCAUCUGCACCUAUCCUUUACCUCGACGGUAUCGCUCCCACUCAUGUUUAUGACAGUGUUGUCACCAAAGAUUUCAGAAAUGCAAGCGAGAUCUGCUACAGAAGAACUAAUGAGUCAUGGGAUAUGAUGGACAAAAUGGCGUCUAGCCCGCAAGGCUUGGUAAACCUAAGCAAACUAUUUAACACUUGUCAGAAUAUUACAGAUACGGGCGCACUGUACGAUAAGCUUAUAUACAUGUACAAGAGAGCAGCACAAUACGAUUUUGGAAAAGUUAAAAGCAUCUGCGAAGCCAUCAAUAGCCUACCCGGAGAUGCAGAUACUGUUACUAGAAUAGCUUAUGCAGCAAACUCAGACAGAAGCGAAUGCUUGGAUUUGAGUCCAUUUAAUUAUACUGAACGGAGUUCAAUACUUGGAUGGGACUGGCAGACUUGCACUGAAAUGGUGUUUCCAUGGAGCGAUCCUCCUGGAACAACAAUGUUUCCCCCCUACUUCUUUCAUAUCAAGGCCUAUUCCAGGGAUUGCUACCUGAAAUACGGAGUCGUGCCACGCCAACACUGGGCUACAAUUGAAUUCGGAGGACACGACAUAAAAAGAGUGUUGAAAGAUUUUGGAAGCAAUAUCAUUUUCUCUAAUGGGUUAAGAGAUCCAUGGAGUAGUGGAGGUGUGUUGGAGAAUAUUUCUGAAAGCAUUGUAGCUGUCACCACCGAAGAGGGAACGCAUUGUCAAGACAUUGUUCGAAGUUUCAAUGACGAUCCAGUCUGGUUGAAAGAGCAACGACAAAAAGAGAUAAUGGUCAUCCAAAAAUGGAUUAACGAUUAUAAAAACUAA
This is a messenger RNA of Cryptomeria japonica (Japanese cedar), 1512 nucleotides long. RefSeq lists its product as uncharacterized. Gene Ontology annotation, biological process: proteolysis. The record is from RefSeq and is a predicted model, not a curated record. Lineage: Eukaryota; Viridiplantae; Streptophyta; Pinopsida; Cupressales; Cupressaceae. Bases 1 to 1512 code for a protein of 503 amino acids. Gene Ontology annotation, molecular function: serine-type exopeptidase activity; dipeptidyl-peptidase activity. The transcript has 10 exons.